Molecule: messenger RNA, 2949 nt
Organism: Paramisgurnus dabryanus
Lineage: Eukaryota; Metazoa; Chordata; Actinopteri; Cypriniformes; Cobitidae
Product: claudin-34
Cellular component (GO): membrane; bicellular tight junction
Molecular function (GO): structural molecule activity
Source: RefSeq, a predicted model, not a curated record
GAUCCGUACUGAACCAGACUACACCCUGGUAAACCCUACUGAUCUGUCCCGAACCAGACUACACUCUGGUAAACUGUACUGAUCUGUACUGAACCAGACUACACCUUGGUAAACUGUACUGAUUCAUCUUUAACCAGAUUACACCCUGGUAAACCGUACUGAUCCAUAUUGAACUAGACUACACCCUGGUAAACCGGACUGAUCCGUAUUGAACCAGAUUACACCCUGGAAAACCGCAUUGAUCCGUAUUUAACCGGACUACACUCUGGUAAACCCUACUGAUCUGUAUUGAACCAGACUACACUUUGGUAAACCCUACUGAUCCGUACUGAACCGGACUACACCCUGGUAAACCGGACUGAUCCGUAUUGAUUCAGACUACACUCUGGUAAACCGGACUGAUCCGUACUGAACCAGACUACACCCUGGUAAACCCUACUGAUCUGUCCUGAACCAGACUACACUCUGGUAAACUGUACUGAUCUGUACUGAACCAGACUACACUCUGGUAAACCGGACGGAUUCGCACUGAACCAGACUACACCCUGGUAAACCAGACUGAUCUGUAUUGAACCAGAUUACACCCUGGUAAACCAUAUUGAUUCAUAUUGAACCAGAAUACACUCUGGUUAACCCUACUGAUCUGUACUGAACCAGACUACACCCUGGUAAAUCGGACUGAUCUGUAUUGAGCCGGACUACACUCUGGUAAUCUGUACUGAACCAGACUACAAUCUGGUAAACCAGCCGGAUUCGCACUGAACCAGACUACACCCUGGUAAACCAGACUGAUCCUUAUUGAACCAGAUUACACCCUGGUAAACUGUAUUGAUUCAUAUUGAACCAGACUACACUCUGGUUAACCCUACUGAUCUGUACUGAACCAGACUACACCCUGGUAAAUCGGACUGAUCUGUAUUGAGCCGGACUACACUCUGGUAAACCCUACUGAUUCGUACUGAACCAGACUACACUUUGGUAAACCGGACUGACCCGUGCUGUUCUAUGCUGGACUGUAUGAAGCAAUGCUACACUAUGAUAUCUCUUUUGAUCUAUACGCUGUUCUCUAACAGGUAGUGUUUUCUAUCUGCUUUUAGUAUUGAUUCAGUUUCUGAUUGUUUGAUUUUUCAUUGUGUUUUUGGUUUUCUUUAAAUAUACAGAAUCAUGUGAUGAUGUUUGAGAUUUCAGGGAUAUUUAUUGAAUAAAGGCUCAAGUCUGUGAGUUUAACUUUAUAUAAAUUGGGGCUGUCAAAAGAUUCAUCACAAUUAAUUUCAUACAGUUUAAAAGUUGUGAAUAAAUGUUAAUUUAUUUUGUGACAAAAUGAAUGAAGUGCUGAUAACUGAGAGAAACUAGAAGUGUUUAGAUCAACAGUGCUUACUAUUGAUCUUAACUAGCAGGACAUACAGUAGAUUUAUAUUGAGUUUGAUCUAGACUGAAACGUUUUCAGCUGGUUCACUCAUUUUAGUCUUUUUCUUACUUAUUUCUUAGAAACGUUUCAUAAAUAUUUUGAAUUCAGAACAUUACGGUAAAACAAUCAUUACACUUUUAUUUUUACUGUAUGUGUCAUUGUGAUUUCCAAAAAGAAUGAUUGUCUUAUUGUCAUAUAUUCUGUCAUUUUAUGAUGUUGACAGUAAGUCAAUCAUUUACAGAGAUAUAUCACAACAUUAUUAAUACACCAUGUUUGUGUGUAUGAGAGAGAGAGAGAGAGAGAGAGGAAGUGGAGUUUUUACUGUUUCCAGUAGAUGAAUAAACCCACAUGAGUGACUUACACACUGGAGAAACUAACAUCUGCUCAUAUGAGGGAUGCUAGAUGUUUGUUUGCCAGGUGUCUUGGAUACAGCAUGGGUUAGUUAAAAACACAACAGGUUAGAUGAGUCACAUCCUCCUGUAAACUCAAUGAAGACGCCAUCAACACAAUGCUUCUCUUCAGGAUUGAACUUUAUUCAGAGGAAGUGAAUUUGUUGUUGUCAUUGUAAAAACACGAGUCAGGGUGUCAUGCCUUACCUCGUCCACACAGCUCAUGCUCAGUUCGUGGCUCUUUGGCUGAGUACGGUUGGCUGGAUUCUCAUCAUAGUGACUAUGGGAAUGGUGGAGUGGAGGGUUUGGGAAGUAUCCGACCUGUCCGUCAUAUCCUCCGGUCUGGCCUGGGUGGGUGUUUGGAGAGUGUGUUUUUAUAGUCAUGCUUUAAUCUUAUCAGGAAAUGAAGUCAUGUUUUGUCAGAAGAUUGGUCCGUUUGAAUCUUUCACGCCACCUGAGAUCAUUGCCGCUCAGGUGCUCAUGUUAGUGGCUGUGAUUUUGGGGCUUAUGGGUAAUGCCAGCGUGGUUUACGGUCUCAGGAACAUUUAUUUUGGAUUGGGUAAAUUUAAGCCCAUCAGAUUGGCUCUUUGUGCCGGUGGUGCUCUUCACGUCCUCACUGGAGUUUCUUCUCUCGUACCAGUUUUCUGGAAUCUCAGUUCUGUUGUAAACAACCAGACUAUCAUUUUCCCCCCAACGUUUCUCAUGCCUCCUGCCCCUGAAAACCAGUACAUCGGACCAGGAAUCGCUAUUGGGAUUUUGGCGUCUUUCCUGGUGGUUUGUAGUGGGCUGAUCUUUCUGUCCUACAGGAUUCCGGUUGGGUCCACUUGUGUCCAGAAAGUGAAACCAGAGGACGAACACAGACGUCACAUGAGCAAUAAGGGAACGGACAAUCCAGCUUUUACGAGAAGAGAUGAGUGACUAAACUGUUUAAUGCUGUUAAAUAUUUCAUAUAAAAUAUCAUGUUAAGUGUAAGGUUGAUUUAAAGCUAACCUGAGUAUCAUAUAUAUGUGUUGUGAUGGAUCUGAGAUGUGUGCAUGUUUAUCCUGUAGGAGACGGUCAGGUAUUAAGAUGCUCUGUCAGAUUUCAGGCCCCUGGAGGCCUUUGUAAAAAAACAACAUGAAAAGCAUUACUGUACAAACAAAAAACCUCUUC